Penicillium soppii is the source of this 1140-nucleotide messenger RNA. RefSeq lists its product as uncharacterized. Gene Ontology annotation, biological process: protein phosphorylation; osmosensory signaling pathway; cellular response to oxidative stress. Bases 1 to 1140 code for a protein of 379 amino acids. Gene Ontology annotation, molecular function: MAP kinase activity; ATP binding. The transcript has 8 exons. Gene Ontology annotation, cellular component: nucleus; cytoplasm. The record is from RefSeq and is a predicted model, not a curated record. NCBI's taxonomy places the organism in Eukaryota, Fungi, Ascomycota, Eurotiomycetes, Eurotiales, Aspergillaceae.
AUGAUGCCCGCGGCCCUACCUACGCCUCCCGACGGGGAAGAGCUGGCGAAAUUCUCGCAAAAAUCAGUAAUGGGAACAGUAUUUGAGACUACACAACGUUAUACCGAGUGGAAACCAUUAGGUCUGGGAGUGUCUGGGCUUGUCUGUUCCGCAAGAGACCGGAUCGGUCAUCGCACGGUUGCUGUAAAAAAGCUCGCCGAACCCUUCCAUACAGAGGCUGUCGCCAGGCAUAUGUUUCGAGAAAUCAAAUUGCUGAGACAAUUGCGUCAUGAAAAUAUUAUCAACCUUACCGACAUAUUUAUCUCUCCAUCCGAAGACAUCUACCUGGUCACCGAACUGAUGGCCACCGAUCUAAACACAAUCCUUAAAGCGAAAAAGGUCGAGGACCAAUUCGCCCAAUACUUCAUGUACCAAAUAAUGCGCGGCCUGAAAUAUCUCCACUCAGCGGGUGUUGUCCACCGAGAUCUAAAACCAAGCAACAUCCUAGUGAACGAGAAUUGCGACCUUAAGAUAUGCGACUUUGGCCUCGCCCGAAUACAAGAGCUGCACAUGACCGGUUACGUCUCAACGAGAUUCUACCGCGCCCCGGAAAUCAUGCUCACCUGGCGCAAUUAUAACGAGAAAGUAGAUAUCUGGAGCGCGGGCUGCAUCUUCGCGGAAUUGUUACUCGGCGAACCUCUAUUCCCGGGGAAGAACCACAUCAACCAGUUUUGCGUCAUCACCGAUCUUCUUGGUAGCCCGCCGCCUGAAGUGAUUGCAAAUAUUACAAGCGAGAACACGCUAAAUUUCAUCCGAUCACUACCAAAACGAGACCGGAAGCCCUUGUCACAGCUCCUCCCGAAAGCAAACGAGGACGCGCUGAACUUAAUCGACCAAAUGCUCCAAUUCGACCCCAACAUCCGAAUCACUGCGACAACCGCGCUCGAAUCACCAUAUCUCGCACCAUACCACGACCCGAACGACGAACCCAUCGCAACGGAACCCUUCGACUGGGCGUUCCUUGAAGCGAACCUCCCGGCUGAUAUUUGGAAAACGAUCAUGUACGGCGAGGUUCUCGGGUUCCACGAACAAAUGAAUCAAAGUGGCCAGACUGGGCCGAUGAAAACGAUAUAUCAAGUCGAUGGGAUGGAUCUGGGAUGA